Molecule: messenger RNA, 1020 nt
Organism: Penicillium hordei
Lineage: Eukaryota; Fungi; Ascomycota; Eurotiomycetes; Eurotiales; Aspergillaceae
Product: opsin family protein
Exons: 4
Coding region: 1-1020 (339 amino acids)
Cellular component (GO): plasma membrane; endoplasmic reticulum
Source: RefSeq, a predicted model, not a curated record
AUGAGUCUCAUUGGGCGAGCAAACACCGCUCUCAACACCAAUACCGUCACGGGUGUCGAUGAAGCUCUUUCCGUGCACGGGUCCGACUGGCUUUGGGCUGUCACGGCCAUCUAUGUUCUGUCAUUCAUUGUACUCCUAGUACUCUCCUUCGCAGCAAAGGAAAGCGAAAGAGUCUUCCACUAUCUCUUCACCUUCACCCUCUUAGUCGGUGCUAUAACCUACUACGCCCAGGCAUCCGAUCUUGGCUGGAGUGCCGUUGAGCAAAUCGAUCAUCUCGGCAAUGGAAUCGUCCGCCAAAUGUUCUACGCCAAAUAUAUAAACUGGGUCGUUGCUUUCCCAUCGCUCGCGCUCGGUCUUGGUCUGAUAUCAGGUGUCUCCUGGACUACUAUUUUCUGCAACAUCGCUAUCGCCUGGUAUUGGGUCAUAAGCUACCUUGUAUCGGCCUACACUACCACGGCCUACAAAUGGGGAUUCUUCGCCUUCGGCACGUUUUCGUGGCUCAUUCUCGCCAUGAGCACUAUCAACGAGAGUCGUGAGGCUGCUGCCUUGCUUGGGAUUGAGCGGGACUAUCUUUUCCUUGCUGGGUGGUUGAAUCUAUUAUGGCUGCUGUAUCCCAUCGCCUUUGGUCUGACUGACGGUGGUAAUGUGAUUGGCGUUACCGGGGGCUUUGUCUUCUUUGGUGUACUCGACCUGCUGAUGGUACCGGUUUUGACCUUUGCUGUGUUGUUUUUCGCUCGUAACUGGGAUUAUCGCAAGUUGAAUAUCGCAUUCAGUGAUAGUCGGCCCAGUCGAGAGAGUGGGGAUGUUGACCUCGGGAAGCACCUGACUUCGCGUCACGCGUCUCGGCCUGAGGCCAAAAUCGGCCAAUUGUUGUCCAGCCGACCCUUUGAGCGACUGAACCAACAAUUGAACCACGCAGGUCUUCUGUUCGAAUUGGAAUUGGAUGGGCUGCGCUUGUUGGCCUUGAUUAACGACAAACGCGCCAUUGAUUUUCUAAUUGCGCAAACGCUUAUCCAAUAG